This is a messenger RNA of Anastrepha obliqua, 330 nucleotides long. Its product is annotated as cuticle protein 16.5-like. The transcript is spliced from 2 exons. The record is from RefSeq and is a predicted model, not a curated record. Bases 7 to 330 code for a protein of 107 amino acids. Lineage: Eukaryota; Metazoa; Arthropoda; Insecta; Diptera; Tephritidae.
UUCAACAUGUUCAAAUACGCCGUUGUUCUUUUCGCUCUCAUCGCUUGCGCUGCUGCCAAGCCCGGUUUGCUAGCUGCCGCUCCAUUGGCUUAUGCUGCUCCCGCCGCUGUUGUUGCCGCUCCUGCUCCAGUUGUUACCGCCACCAGCAGUCAAGUGAUCGCCCGCAACCACAAUGGCAUCGCCGCCGCUCCAGUUGUUGCCAGCUAUGCUGCCGCCCCAGUAGCUGCCCCAGUUGUUGCCAGCUAUGCUCAUUACGCUGCUGCUCCUUUGGCUGCUCCAGCAAUUGCUCAUUAUGCUGCUGCCCCUCUUGCGUCAUCGUUACUUUGGUAA